Anoplophora glabripennis (Asian longhorned beetle) is the source of this 921-nucleotide messenger RNA. Its product is annotated as tyramine receptor Ser-2-like. Gene Ontology annotation, molecular function: G protein-coupled receptor activity. The transcript has a single exon. Gene Ontology annotation, biological process: G protein-coupled receptor signaling pathway. Bases 211 to 921 code for a protein of 236 amino acids. Gene Ontology annotation, cellular component: membrane. Lineage: Eukaryota; Metazoa; Arthropoda; Insecta; Coleoptera; Cerambycidae. The record is from RefSeq and is a predicted model, not a curated record.
UACGUUUGGUUUGGACCGUUCCGUUUUGUUACGUACUUCUAUAUUAAAUGUGUUUCUGUCUAAAACAGUAGAGACGUCAGAAAUAAAAGGGGCGACGUAAUAAAAAAAUUAAAUGUCUGCACUUUUACUACAUAACUAAUAUAUAAAUUUGAAUCAGAGCCAAAUGGUAUGGUCUCUUGAAUAUCUAAAAGUAUCCAAUCGAUGUAUUAAAUGAAUAGAAUGGAAAGAACACUCGUCAAUUCAUCUACUGAAACACAGCUUUGUACAUAUUGUGGAACGACAUUAUGGAUGUGUAUAAAUAUAUGUUCAGUGAGUGCAACACUAAUUGGUAAUAGUUUAACUAUUUCGGCGAUUUUAUUUAGUAAAAAGUUGAAUUCCGUAAUUUCGAAUUAUUUUGUGUUCAGUUUAGCAGUGAGUGAUUUGCUGGUUGGUGUUUCGAUACCAUACCAUAUGUGCUUUUAUAUUAUGGCGGACUUUGGAAAAAGUGAAUCUAACUGUUUGUUUCGGUUCGUUUUGACAGCUUUUGCAUGUGCAACUUCUAUUUGCAACUUAUUUUUCAUUGCAACCGACCGAUACAUAGCUAUCAUAUAUCCUCUACAUUACAGUAGGUUCAUGACCAAACGAAUUGCUGUCAUUUUAAUAAUAAUCGGAUGGCUAGCUUCGUUUUCUAUUGCUGCCAUACCGAUAGUUUGGAACGAUUGGCGUGAGGGAGUCAAGUGCGAUGUGAUAAAUAUACUGCCAAAUAAUUAUUUGAAAUUCAUACUAACUCCUGUAUUUGUAUUAAUAUGGAUUAUGAUGUUUAUCCUGUAUGCAAGAAUAUGUAAAGAAGCAUCCGGUCACGCGAAAAGAAUUCGAGGCUCUUCCAACAUACAAAGCUCACUGACCCUAAAGGAUACAAAAUCAUUUCAGGUAAAAAUAUAA